UGAAGAGUGCCUCCAGAGUUGACAAGCAAGCGUCCUAAAGCAGGUUGCAGAAAAGAUCUGCAACAAAAACCACCAACCCACCUCGAACAAUGGCUUCCAGCAACUCCAACUCCACCUCGUCAAAAUGGCAUUACGAUGUGUUUCUGAGUUUUAGAGGUGCAGACACAAGGUCCGGUUUCACAGACCAUUUGUAUUCUGCUUUGUCUCGGGAAGGAAUCCAUACAUUUAGAGAUGCAAAUGAGAUCGAUAUUGGUGAAGAAAUUGGACCGGAGUGUCUCCAAGGAAUUGAAAAUUCAAGGUUUUCUAUUGUCAUUCUCUCAAAGGGCUAUGCAUCCUCCCCUUGGUGUCUUGAUGAGCUUGUGCACAUCCUCAGAUGUAGAAAAGAAGGCCAUGGUGUUUGGCCUGUCUUUUAUGACAUAGAUCCGUCUGAUGUUGAAGAGCAAACAGGAAGUUUCGAAGAAGCUUUUGCUGAGCAUGAAAAGAGUUUCAAGGAUGACAUGGAUAAAGUGGAAAAAUGGAGGGAUGCUCUAAGAGAAGUUGCUUACUUGAAGGGUCUGGAUCUACGAAAACAUCUAGACGGGCAUGAAGCUGAAAACAUAGACCACAUUGUCAAGGAGAUUUCAGUUAUACUUGAUCGGACAAUCUUAAGGGUUGCUAUCCACCCAGUUGGCUUAGAUUCUCGAGCAAAAGAAGUGAUCUCCUUGCUAGAUGAUGAGUCAAUAGAUGUUCGCAUAGUUGGUAUAAUUGGGAUGGGGGGCAUAGGCAAGACAACUCUUGCCAAGGAGGUUUACAAUUUAGUCUUCAAAAGAUUUGAAGGCAGCUGCUUUCUUGAAAAUGUUAGACAGCAAAUUAUUUCCAAUGGGAUAGCCUACUUACAGAGACAGCUUCUCUCGGAUAUCUUGAAAAGAAAACAUGAGAAGAUAUACAAUGUUGAUAGAGGAUCGAAGGUGAUAAAAGAAAGAUUACGAUGCAAGCGUGUAUUCAUUGUUCUGGAUGACAUUGAAGAUAAACAGGAAGAACUGGAUAAAAUUCUCGGGAAUCUUGAUUGGCUUUACCCUGGAAGCAGGGUGAUAAUAACAACUAGAAUUAAGAAUCUGCUACAACCAUCAAAGUUGUAUCGACAAUAUGAGGUCAAGGAAUUGAAUGGCAGCGAUUCUCUUCAGCUACUAAGCUUACAUGCCUUCAACAAGCGCUGUCCCGAUGAAAGUUACAUGGAUUCUGCGAGUAGAAUCGUAUCCUAUGCAGGAGGAAAUCCACUAGCCCUUACAGUUUUGGGAUCAGAUUUGUGUGGCCAAAACAUUGAUGUAUGGAAUAGCAGAUUAGAAAAACUAAAAAUGAUUAGCCCCAAAGGUACUCACAGUAUACUUAAAAUAAGUUAUGAUUCUCUUGAUGCUGCUGAGAAGUCUAUAUUUCUGGAUAUUGCAUGUUUCUUCAUUGGGUACAAAAAGGAUUAUGUCAUGAGCAUACUUGAUGGCUGUGGUUUCUUUCCAAUUGAUGGAAUCAAUACUCUCACGAGGAGAUGCCUUGUAAAGGUUGGCGCUAACAAUAAGUUCUUGAUGCAUGAUUUGCUUCGAGACAUGGGAAGAGAAAUUGUUCUCCAAGAAUCUUUUAGGGAUCCUGGGGAACGUAGCAGAUUAUGGGAUAAAGAAGAUGUUAUUGAUCUGUUAACUGACAGAACGGGUACAAAAGCAGUUGAAGGCCUUGUUCUAAGCCUGCAAGGAUCAAAAAGCUCAUUCCAUACCAAGGCAUUCAAAAAGAUGAAAAGGCUAAGACUACUCCAACUCAAUUUCAUUUGCCUUACAGGAAACUACGAACAUAUUUCUAACAAAUUAAGGUGGUUGUGUUGGUCUGAGUUCCCCUUGAAAGCUAUCCCAGAUGAUCUUACUCUGGAAAAUUUGAUUGUUCUUGAUAUGCGCUAUAGCAGUCUACAGCAAUUUUCAGAGGAAGUAAAGUCUUUGAAAAAACUGAAAUUCCUUUACCUUAGCCACUCCCAUAAGCUUAUCGAGACUCCUAACUUUGAAGGCUUUCCCAGUCUUGAAAAAUUAAAACUUAAAGAUUGCAUUAGUUUGGUAAAGGUUCAUGACUCCAUUGGACUUCUCAGUCAUCUUCAGUUCCUGAAUCUGCAAGAUUGCGUGGAUCUUAAGAAUCUCCCGGGAAGCAUCUGUGCUCUAAGCUCACUUAAGAAGUUAAAUGUGUCAGGCUGCUCAAAAUUAGAGGAAUUGCCAGAGCACUUGGGGAGUUUGCAAUCUUUGGUUCUGCUCCUUGCUGAUGAAACUGCAAUAAGUACGCUACCAGAAACCAUUGGAGAUCUAAAGAAUCUGGAAAAAUUAUCUCUGCAUGGUUGUCGUCUUAUCUUCUCACCAAGGAAAUGUCCACCAACAAGACGGGGUCUUCCAGCAUCUUUACUGGAACUCGAUCUCGGACACUGCAACUUAUCAGAUGACAUGAUUCCCUCUGAUCUUCAAGGCUUGCCCCUUCUUCAAAAUUUGAAAUUGUGCGGAAACAACUUUACAAGCUUACCAGCCAGCAUUGGAAGCCUUCCUAAGCUUACUAGACUUUGGUUAAACGAAUGCAAAAGUCUUCAAUGUAUCCCAGAGCUCCAGUCAAGCCUACAGUUAUUGCAUGCAAAAGAUUGCCUUUUGCUAGAAACCAUCAACCUUAAGAACUUUUGGGGGGAGGGAACUUUGGAACUCGAUGGUUGCCCAAAGUUAAAAGCAAUUGAGGGAUACUUCAACUUGGAGUCCUUGGGAAUAGAGAUUGUUGAAAAAUAUCUUGGAACUUGUGGCUUGUUCACAGAAGAUUCCCUUCCAAGCAUCAAUGUCCAUGUGAUCAAUAAUCUGACGAGAGCAGCUACAAUCAGUCCUCUCCAGGCUCUUUCUGAGAAAUCUAUUUACAGUAUCUUUCUACCGAUGAGUGACAUUCCAACAUGGUUCAGCCAUCAGAAUGAAGGUGACUCGGUAUCAUUGCAAGUGCCUCCACUUGAUCAUGGUUGCAAAUUCAGUGGCUUUUCUAUAUCGGCAGUCUAUGCAUGGGAGAAUUCUUCUGCACCUUGCUUUUUCUGCCCCAUUAUUGCAGUUACUAACAGAACGAAAAAUUUCCACUGGAAUUAUAGCCCUAAAAUCACCUUCUUUAUGCGCGAGGUGGAACAGGAUCUGAUGUGGCUGAGCUGCUGGUCGUUCGAGAAUCAAGUAGAAGGCAUUGAUGAUGAAGAUAUGAGCUGGAGAUUUCGGGAUGAGAUGGAAGAAGGGGAUCGACUGGAUGUCUUGAUUGACAUGGGUUUUCGAAUUGCUGUGAAAAGGUGUGGCAUCCACUUGCUUUACCAUCACAGUGACCUGCAAGGUUCCAGAUUAAACGAUAUAAUUACUAUUUCACAUUCGGGAUCGUCAAGACACCAUAGAAGGUUGCUGAGUUCAAGUUUUCAGUGGCUGACAUUUAACCGCCCUCGAAUAACAUCUUCCAAAGACUACUGGGAUGAUUCUUUCAGGAGAUGGUCAGUCAAAAGGGAAGAAAAGACCGAUGGGAUUCCAGUUGUGCCCCUAAGGAGAAGACAUUGUGACUGUUGUGCUCUCUUGCGUUGCACUAAAGAGAAGAAAGACGCUUUCAAGUUGGAAAUAGAUCCACUAUGAACUGCUUCGCUCUUUGCUAGAUGAAGGAACUUAUUUGGUGGUCAAAGCAGAUCAGUUUUUUCCUUAAAAAAUAAAAAAGAAGUCUGUGCUUUUCUUCUAGAUAGAAGCAAAUCUUAGCCAAAUAUUACCAUAAA
Populus nigra (black poplar) is the source of this 3760-nucleotide messenger RNA. RefSeq names its product disease resistance protein RUN1-like. Bases 90 to 3626 code for a protein of 1178 amino acids. NCBI's taxonomy places the organism in Eukaryota, Viridiplantae, Streptophyta, Magnoliopsida, Malpighiales, Salicaceae. The record is from RefSeq and is a predicted model, not a curated record. Gene Ontology annotation, molecular function: ADP binding. The transcript has 6 exons. Gene Ontology annotation, biological process: defense response; signal transduction.